AUUACUAUUCCAACUUUUUGAAAUCUCCAAACUACCGGAUACUCGAAGUCAGACAGUGAUCAGUUCCAUGAAAUCUCAUUUUGCAAGAUACGGUAUACCAUUGAUAGUGAUAUCUGAUUAUGGACCUCAGUUUGCAAGUAAAGAAUUUGCAGAAUUUGCAAAGAAAUACCAAUUUAAACAUAUAACAAGCAGUUCAUACCAUCCACGGUCGAACGGAUUAGCAGAGCGUUCAGUACAAACGGCGAAGAAAUUGUUAAAGAAAGCUCAAGCAGAUCAUGUUGAUCCUUAUUUAGCAUUGUUAGCUCAUAGGAACACUCCAACUAAUGAGAUGCUAGGAUCACCAGCUCAACGACUUAUGAGUAGAAGAACAAGAACGAUUCUUCCUACAUCUGAAGAAUUACUUAAACCUCAAAAGUCAUAUUAUGAUCGUCAUACAAAAACACUACCAUCGCUAAAUAAAGGAGAUUGUGUUCGGGUAUAUCAAGAUAAUCGCUGGAAACCAGCAGUUGUAGAAGAAGUGCAUAAGACGCCUAGAUCAUAUAUACUUAGAUCAGGUGGAUCAGUAUUGAGAAGAAAUAGAAAAGAUAUUAGAGAAAACGGUUCAGCUGUUGAAGAGAAUAUCAGAGGAACAGAACAAGGAGUUAAUGCACAGAAAACAGAUGUAAAAGGAUAUGAUUCCAGAUAUUCUCAAGGGCAAAGUUUAGAAGAUCAACUACCAAAUUCUGCUAAUUCAGAAACAAGGAACGUUGAGCUAAGAACUAGAAGUGAGAGAGUGAUUAGAAAGCCGGCCAGGUAUUUGGACUGA
Molecule: messenger RNA, 805 nt
Organism: Stegodyphus dumicola
Lineage: Eukaryota; Metazoa; Arthropoda; Arachnida; Araneae; Eresidae
Source: RefSeq, a predicted model, not a curated record